This is a messenger RNA of Prunus armeniaca (apricot), 861 nucleotides long. Lineage: Eukaryota; Viridiplantae; Streptophyta; Magnoliopsida; Rosales; Rosaceae. The record is from the annotation of a GenBank genome assembly.
AUGAUGACAUCAUCACCAUCAUCAACGUUGAUUAGUAAUCCUCCUGCGCCUCAACGGCGAUUAGCUCAGUACCAUCCUACCAUUUGGGACCACAAACUCAUCGACUCCUUCACCACUCACUACACCUAUGAAUUACACGCCACACGAUUGGAGAGUCUAAAGCAGAACGUUGCUAAAACGUUGCUGGCUGCAUCCACCAGUAACAAAGGCAGCUCUGCCAGCACUUGUUCCGUUUUAAAGCUUAUCGACUCAAUGCAGCGGUUGGGAGUGGCCUACCAUUUUGAGAAAGAGACCGAUGCAGCUCUACUUAGUCUCGUUUCUUCGAGCACUCAUGGUACCGCAGAUGAUCUUCACACAGUUGCCUUGCAAUUCCGGAUACUAAGAGAACAUGGCAUCUCUAUUAGCCCAGAAGUGUUUAACAAGUUUAGAAGUAGAGACGGAAGCUUCAAAGACAGCUUAAGCAAGGACGUGGAGGGACUUUUGAGUUUGUACGAAGCCUCACACCUUGGGAUGCCUGGGGAAGAAGAAGAUCAUGUUUUGGAAGAAGCCAAGAGUUUUAGUACCAAAAACUUGAGACAACUGGUAGGAACAUUGGAAGACGAUAAUUUAUUAAAGCAAAUAGUAGAGCAAUCACUAGAAACCCCCCUGAAUUGGAGGAUGCCAAGAAUAGAAGCCCGGAACUUCAUCGAUAUCUACGAAAGAGACAAUUCUAAGAACCUGGCUUUGCUUGAAUUGGCCAAGUUGGAUUAUAAUCUUGUCCAAUCAGUAUACCAAAUGGAGAUAAAGGAGCUGUCAAGGCAAGACAUCUACGUGGUGGAGAGACUUGGAUUUCAAAAACAAGGCAAGUUUCUCAAGGGAUAG